This is a messenger RNA of Cyprinus carpio (common carp), 1758 nucleotides long. Its product is annotated as putative aminopeptidase W07G4.4. Lineage: Eukaryota; Metazoa; Chordata; Actinopteri; Cypriniformes; Cyprinidae. Gene Ontology annotation, cellular component: cytoplasm. The transcript has 13 exons. The record is from RefSeq and is a predicted model, not a curated record. Gene Ontology annotation, biological process: proteolysis. The coding region runs from base 20 to 1165 and encodes 381 amino acids. Gene Ontology annotation, molecular function: metalloaminopeptidase activity; manganese ion binding.
GGCAGAAGAAACCGUGAGGAUGUCUGUAAGUGUCCAGCCUCUCCAGUGCACCACAGACUGCAAGGACCAGAAUUUUGAUGGCAUACUCUUGAUAUGCCAAAGUUAUGAGCAGCUUCCAGAUGAGCUGGAGUGUUUGAAAGCACCAUUACAGGACUACAGCGCAGUGGACUGUUGUGUUGGAGAGGAGGUCGUGGUGGUCAGGGUUCCUGGUCUCUCUGGAAACAGACUGGUGUUUUCCUGCACUGGUCCGGUGAAUCGGGACUAUGAUGAUGUCCGGCGCUUCAGUGAUGCUGCUGGUAAUGGCAUUAAGAGGGCCCUGAAAGCUGGCAUGCAGCGCCCUCUGCUGGUUUGUCCUCCACACAGUAGCUAUGCAAAGAGCACCUUAGUGGCUGUUCUAGGAGCCCUGCAUGUUCUCUACACGUGUUACAAGCUCUUGGUGAAUAAAGAAGAUCUGAUCGGCUUUCACCGAAUGCACAGAGAUAAAUGUGGAUCUGCGGCGGUUGCUGGCUUCUUCCAGAUCUUAGCCAAACUAAAGCCCAAACACCUGAAGGUUGUGGGUGCAAUGGCAAUGGUGCGAAACAGUGUCGGAUCUGAUUGCUAUGUAGCGGACGAGUUAGUAGUGUCUCGUGCUGGUCGUAGAAUCCGAGUUGGAAACACUGAUGCUGAAGGAAGAAUGGUCAUGGUGGACUUGCUGUGUGAGAUGAAGGAGCAGGCAUUGCGGGAAGUGUCUCCUCAUCUCUUCACUAUAGCCACUCUGACAGGACAUGCUGUCAGAGCCAUGGGACCGCAUUACUCUAUCAUAAUGGAUAACGGUGCUGCUCACCACUCAGGAAACGCUCUGCAGUGGCAGAAAGCGGGAGAGGUGCUGGGAGAUCUGUUCGAGGUGUCCACCAUUCGUCGGGAGGAUUACGACUUCCACAAAGGGAAGUCUGAGUAUGAGGAUAUCCUGCAGGCCAAUAACCUGCCCUCAUCUGCCACACCACGUGGACACCAGACGCCCGCCGCCUUCCUCAUCAUGGCUUCUGGACUGGAUAAGCAUGGAGUGGACUCAGACAAACCUCUUCCUUACUCCCACACUGACAUUGCUGGAUCCAGCGGCCCUUUCCCUGGUGUCCCAACAGGCGCCCCAAUUCUUGCCAUGGCGACAAAGUACCUGGAGCUUUAAAUACACGUCCAAUGAUUUUUUUGAUCCUUCAUUAUUUCAAUUAUUUCAGUCUAGUGCAAUGUAUCUAUUAAUGGCUUUCAUAUCUGCUCCGUCUGACACGUUGUGUGUUCAUUUAAAACUGGGGCAAAUCAUGACCUUUGCUCCUUUUAUCCUUCCAUGAUGAACUGUCCAUUUUAUCCUUUUGUUGCUGCUCCAUAUUUACAUAAAUGCAUCUCUUCACGUCCUUAAAAACCUCUACGCUCCUCUUAUUCACAAAGCAAAACCAUAAAUUCCAAUUUUUCUUUAGUACUGUACAGGUUUUCCGUAUCUAAUAAGCAUUUAACGAGCUUGAAAUUAAUUAACCAAACCAAAGUAGCCUUACAGUUUCUCAGGUGAUCUGACAUAGGAGAGGAGGUGGGGAAGUUGAGCCAGUGAUUGAUAUUGAAUUGCAUCUGUGACUUUGGUAAUACUGUGAGAAUACAGCACAUUGGUUGAUUGAUUGAUUGAUUGAUACUUUAAUGAUCCUUUACAGGAAAUUACAUCUUGUAUAACUACCCAUUUUGUAGAAAAGUGUAAUGAAAAAUCAAUAAAAGCAUUUUGGCAAACAAAAGGAG